This is a messenger RNA of Arthroderma uncinatum, 516 nucleotides long. RefSeq lists its product as uncharacterized. The record is from RefSeq and is a predicted model, not a curated record. Bases 1 to 516 code for a protein of 171 amino acids. Gene Ontology annotation, cellular component: fungal-type vacuole membrane; fungal-type vacuole lumen. The transcript is spliced from 2 exons. Gene Ontology annotation, molecular function: ubiquitin protein ligase binding. NCBI's taxonomy places the organism in Eukaryota, Fungi, Ascomycota, Eurotiomycetes, Onygenales, Arthrodermataceae. Gene Ontology annotation, biological process: endosome transport via multivesicular body sorting pathway.
AUGUGCUCGCCAGACGCCUUGCUGGCCAUUCUUGCCGUCCUCUUCCCGCCCAUCGCAGUCUGGAUAAAGGUCGGCAUCUGCUCUGCAGACUCGCUCAUCAACAUCGCCCUUUGCUGUCUGGGCUAUGUCCCCGGCCUGCUGCACGCCUGGUAUACGAUCUUAAAGUAUCCAGAGGCAGACGACGAGUAUCCGGACGGAUACAGGCCGAUCGUGGGACACAGGAACCGAGGAGACGCCGAAGCAGGGCGGGUCACGUAUUACUAUAUCGCCCAUGAACAGGCUCAUCCGAACCAGCAGCAUCAACCUCAGCAGCAGCGCACGUACGGGACCAACCAGCACCCUGCGUCGAGGGCAGCUCCCCCGCCUCCCGUCCCCCAGAAGCCGCAGGGUGAUGCCGGAUAUGUUGCUGCUGGUGCGCCGGGUCAGGGAAGCAGCAGCAGCAGGCCAGAGGGUGAACACAGAGCUCCACCUACCUACGCCGAGGCCGUGAAGGGCGACAAUAAGAUCCAAUCUUAG